Suillus fuscotomentosus is the source of this 924-nucleotide messenger RNA. RefSeq lists its product as uncharacterized. The record is from RefSeq and is a predicted model, not a curated record. The transcript has 8 exons. The coding region runs from base 1 to 924 and encodes 307 amino acids. Lineage: Eukaryota; Fungi; Basidiomycota; Agaricomycetes; Boletales; Suillaceae.
AUGUGCCACAGAGCAUUUGGUCGUGAAACCUUGUACUGCCGCCGUUGGAUCAUAGUGCAUUGGCGGAUGACAGUUCCCAAGGGAUCGACAUGGUGGAUAGAGGAAAUAACUCAUUGUUACUGUAUCUGCAAGCCCAACUGUCGCAAAUGGCCACUUGAUCCAGAUGACGACCAGGAGAGGCAAAUUCAUGCAACAACUGGACAUUUGGUACCUUACGAGGUCUCCCUGGUUUGCCAGUGUUUAUUAUUGUUGAUUCAAUGUGUGAGCCACAGUUGGCUCUCCAAAGGCAUAGUGAGUUUUGGUUUGAAGAUGGAAAUAUUGUCUUUCAUGCUGGCAAUACCUUAUUUUGUGUACAUCAUGGUACUUGUUCGCCACUCUCCAGCUUUGGAAGAAAUUUUGGCUAUCCCAUCAGAUUAUGAUACCGAUGGUACAGAGCAACUUCCAAUCGUCCUGCAGCAGAUCUCUGAGCAGGAAUUCACACAUUUUCUCAACUGGGUGUACCACAUUUCAGUCCCUCCUCCACCUGAGGAGCAAUUCCUAGUCGCUAUCCUCAAGAUUUCGCACCUAUGGAUGAUAAGAAACAGCAUCAAGUUUGCUAUUGAUGGACUGGAAAACCUCACUCUGCACUCUACCCGACGACUAGAGCUUGCUCGCUGCUCAGCUCGCUCACAUAGCCAGUGUAAGGAGGCAUGGUCAGGAUUCUGGUGGAAGAAAGUGGCUCGUGCAAUUCUCCAUCCAACAAACCCACUUCCACUGACACAGACUCUCCAACUCAUCCUUGAGGCUCCAUUGCCUAAUGACAUGAAUGCUGCAUGCAGACAAGCUACGGUUGAUGCGAUGAUAGAGUUAGAUGGACUUGAGGUUGAGGAGAGGAUUAUUGAGGGGGUUAUACGGGCAGUCACUUUGUAUUUCAGCUCUCUCUAA